This is a messenger RNA of Ylistrum balloti, 1940 nucleotides long. RefSeq names its product dehydrogenase/reductase SDR family member on chromosome X-like. The record is from RefSeq and is a predicted model, not a curated record. NCBI's taxonomy places the organism in Eukaryota, Metazoa, Mollusca, Bivalvia, Pectinida, Pectinidae. The transcript is spliced from 8 exons. Bases 29 to 1003 code for a protein of 324 amino acids.
UGAAGGGCGGAGAAAUAUCAUCGUCGGGAUGGGAUCCAGUAUCUCCUUCCCUCGGGUGUCCAUUCCAACAGAUAAUAUUUUCGUUGUUACAGGAGGAAAUACAGGUAUAGGCUAUCAUACUGCUAAAUGGCUAGCCAUGAUGGGAGGUACCGUUAUCAUUGCGUGUAGAUCGGAGGAGAGGGCUAAAAAGGCUAUACAACAAAUGAACCAGGAAUUCGCAGAGGAAAAACGAAAGAAGACAACUGGAGUCGUUGACUAUGAUCAACUGAAUCUUGAAUUCAUGCAUCUAGAUUGCAGUUCACUAAAAUCAGUGGUGAAUUUCGUUCAGGCGUACAAAUCGUCGGGCAGGAAGCUACAUAAGUUGAUAUGUAACGCUGGUAUUGGCUUUCAGGACAAGUUAUCUCACACAGAAGAUGGUCAUGAGCAGAUUUUUCAGGUGAAUUACCUAAGUCAGUUCCUGUUGGUGUCUCUUCUGCUGCCGGUAAUGAAAGCAUCCGGUACUGACUGCAGAAUAGUACUGGUUUCUAGCAUAGCCCAUGAACAUGCUCGCUUUGAUCCUAAUGACAUUGAAGGAAAGAAGUAUUCGGAACCAAAGUAUGACGCCACGGCAUUAUACUGCAGAUCGAAACUUUACCAGGUAAUGCAGAUGUACCGGUUGAAUCAGGCCAUCAAAGACACUGAUGUAACUGCCUUAUCCCUACAUCCAGGCAUCGUCCGAACGCCCCUCCUUGCUACUUUCAGAAGGGGAUCCACAAGGGUUUUAAUGGCCUGCUUAGAUUGUAUUGGCACGUCCAAGAGUCCGUUUGAAGGAGCAUGGACCUCACUUAAUGCGGCUAUUAAUCCGGAGCUGGCUGGAGUACGAGAUGUCUAUUUCUCCGAGUGCAGACCAAAAGAACCGAUAACAGCUGCCAAAAACAAAGCAUCCCAGGACGCUCUUUGGGAUCACACUCUGGAAUGUCUCAAAGACUAUCUCCCAGAGGACAUUCUUAGAGAACUAAAAUAAUAUCUCUUAAAGGAGAAAACCUGAAGGACGAUAUCAAUCAGAAGAAAAAGUCUGUCGUGAUCUGAAAAAAAGAAAAUGAGUUUGCUAGGUUUAGCAUUAUGACUACAUAAUAUAUAUCAUAAACGUAUGUUAUAAUCAGAGAUGCCGAUUGAAUUCAUUAUAACCUAGUGUCGUGAAAAAAAAUUUCGAGAACUACUCAUGCCAUGGGAUUCAUAUAUUCAAAUAUUAUGACUUUACUAGUUUAACACUGGUGCUAAUUGUUAACUUUAUCAUAAUGUCUUUUAUGUAUACAAUGUACAAUCAUUUUGUUCUAUUCAUGGACUGUUUAAAACUGACAAAAGAUCUGAGGUAAUGAUAUGCUAUUUAUAGUCUUUUUCAUAUUACAACAGCAACAGUAAACAUGCAGAUUAUAUAUCUAUAUAAAUGUAUAACACGACGAUCUGUACAUAUUAUAUUGUGUGAUUUCAUUAUAUAGAGUAAAUGUAAGUUAAAAAUACCUUUUAUUAAAAUUGACGUAUCUAUUUUGUUGAUACAUUAUUAAUUCUAUGGAACAGGAAAAAAUAACCUAAAUGAAUUUCACCAAUUUGCAUCUCUAGUAACGCUGUUUUAAAUCCAUUCCUCAGUAAACCGAAAUACAUGCCUUCGACUCUUGGCCAUUAUUACUUAAUUUACUUAAUUUGAUGGAAACUAUAGUGUACUGUUUACAUCAACAUAUUAUAUCAAUGAACGUAGAGAGGGUAAUUCUGGCGAAUUCAUCAAUAUGCUAUCUCAUUGUGCCCAUUUUUUGUAGUUCACAUGAAAUACAAAAAAGGAGCAUAUUAUGUGUAUUGAUAUGGUACUUCACAGACCAUCUCAGGAAUUAUCACGCCACACUUAGUUCAUAUGUAGUACAUACUUGUAACAAAUAAAUAAAAAAAAACCCAGAAAUAUAUGUUUU